Messenger RNA from Schizophyllum commune H4-8, 910 nucleotides. RefSeq lists its product as uncharacterized. The coding region runs from base 278 to 910 and encodes 210 amino acids. Lineage: Eukaryota; Fungi; Basidiomycota; Agaricomycetes; Agaricales; Schizophyllaceae. The record is from RefSeq and is a predicted model, not a curated record. The transcript has 2 exons.
GGCAGGCGGCGGCGGUGAGAGGUCCUCCGGGCGAGGUUCUGCGUACGAGUUUCGACGGCUGGGAAGGAAACCGGGGUCAAUGGGAUCUGAAGUAAUGAUGUUAGACAAACCGUGUUCAUACCCUUCCACGUCAUACUCGCCUCCCUCAUCCUCAUCCAGAACUUCGGAGCCACCAUAUGGGGAUUGUGGUUGGAACCGCUGGGAUGCUGCACCAACUUCAGUCCACCGCGACCAAAUCAGGGUUUAAUGAACUCACUAGGCGAAAGGAGCCCCGGCGAUGGAUCAUGCGUCGGGGCGCCCGUUCGCGGCGGGAUGUAGAGCGGCGCCUCACUUGGCGCAGGAGAAGCCUCGACAUCUGCCCUGCGAGGAGGCGUCGGCAGUGCAUCUUGCGCAUCCUCGUAGCCCUCGCCAUCCUCUUCAUCGCUCUCCUCGAUCUGAGGUGGAGGAGGCGGAGGAGGCAUCGGCCUAUGCGGAGCAUCGACAUGCGGCUGAGGCUGCGACGUCCGACGUACGGGCGGAGGCUGAGGGCCACGUUCCUCCACAGCAGACGGAGGAGGUGCAGGCGGUACAGGGACAGAGGCCUUCCGCGAGGACUGCACUGACGCCCGACGAGCGGGGAGCUGCCGGGGUGGCAGAGGCGUUUCUUCCUUUUCCGACUCUUCGGUCUGUGCCGGCGAAGCCGAACGAGGCGGCGGUGGAAUUGAUCGACGAGCCGGAGGAGGUGGAGGUGCUUCCUCUUCCUCAGGUGCUGGCGAAGGCGACCUUGGCGGAGGAGGUAUGGAACGUCGAGCAGGAGGUGCUAGUACCUCCUCAUCAUCAUCCUCUUGCGGCGGUGGCGACGGCUCCCGUCUCGCAGGGGGCGGCAGCGUCGUCCUCCGCGCUGGCGGCGCGCGCGACUGCUCCUCCUUGA